AAAAUAUAAAAAAAUAUUCAUUUAAACAAAUAAAUUAUUUAUUGAAUUUUAAAUUAAGAGCGCUAAUUGAAUAUAAUUAGGGUAAUUGAAAUAAAACAUUGAAAUUUUUUUUAAAAAAAAAGAAAGUUAUUUAAAGAUUUUUUAAAAAAAAAUAUGAAUUUUAAUAAUUCAAAUAUUGAUAGAAAUUUAAAUCAUCCUAUAUGGUUUGAUAAUCAGAAAUCUACAAAUUAUACAACUAUUACAAAAAUGAACUAUACUCGAUAUCCAAAUCGAAAGCUUACACCAGCCGCUACUUCAAUUCGACUUCGUCGUAAUGAAAAUAAUUGUUAUGCAGUAUCUGGUCAUCAGAGAACACCAAGUGCACCUAAUCUAAGAUGUGAUAUACCAGUGAACUGUCAGCAUGAUAGACAAGAGGACAAUUUGUUCAAGUAUCAUAGACCUCGUCAAUUAUUACGUCGAAAAGAUUCUAUUCAAGCUGCACCUCCACAUAUUUUAUCCGAAGAUAGAUCAUUGUAUAAAUCUACGUUUACUGGACAGAUGGGUCCCCGUCCAUCUAGAGUCCAACCACGUGAACAAGGUAUAAAUGGUCUGGAGACAGCUCAACAGAAAGUCAAAAGCCUUCUCGAAUCAAAGGAUUUAACUCAUAUAACUGAAGAUGUAUACAAACAAAUUUAUCCUUUACCAAAUGAUUCGACUUAUAAUACUGACUUCAACGAACAUAUUUUCCAAGAUGUUUAUUCGGAAAAUACAUUACCAAACAUUAAUUCUAAAAUGCAAGAUAAUUCAACUAAUUAUCGAGAAAAUUAUCAUUCAUGGAUUAAACCAUCAAGAAAUGAUGGGAUUAUGCAACGAAUCGGGUACAAUUGGAAACCUACGCCUGCUGUAUAUCUUCCAGAAGAUCCUAGUAAACAUGAACCAAUAGAAUCUAGUACAGUGUAUCGAUCGAAUUUUAUUGAUUUUUCUAAAGAAAAGAUAAAAACUCGUAUGAAACCUAGUCAAAAAGCAUGUUAUUCCGCUAUUCAAGCAGAUAAAUUAUUGAGUAGUUUUGAUGGUAGACAAGAAAGAAUACCAAAAACAUUAUAUCGUGAUUCAUUUAUUGGUUUACAUAAUGUAGAUAAUUGGAGUGAUAGACAUAUAUUACAAAACUCAUCAUCGGUUACAUCACGAACUGGUAGAUAUCAACAAAAUGAUGAUAUGUAUUGGUUUGGUGUAGAUGUAAUACCGUAUAGAGAUACAAAAGAAUCCGUUUUUACAGAAUCAUGUUAUAUAGAGAAUCCUUAUCAAAAAUUACAAGUUUAAUACAAAGAUAAUGAAUGAUAUAUACAAAUGUAAGAGUAUAAAUAACAAUUUAACAUUUGUAGUAUCAUUCUAUCAAAACUAAAUUAAUUAACAAUAAGUUUAUGAAUUUAGUUUUUCUUUGAUUAGUAAACUUCUCAACUCUCAUUUUAUUUUACCUGAUUGUUUUUUUUUCUUUGUAAUAAUUAACUGGAACAGGUAAUUUUAGUAAUACAUGAAUUACUUAUGUACUCUUCAUUCAUGCAAUUGAUAAAGGCGCCAAAAUGCUUUCCAUUUUGUUUUUGUUCAUCAAAUCUAAUUCAAAUUAAUUUAUUCAUAUAAUUGAUCUUUUC
Schistosoma guineensis is the source of this 1628-nucleotide messenger RNA. The record is from the annotation of a GenBank genome assembly. NCBI's taxonomy places the organism in Eukaryota, Metazoa, Platyhelminthes, Trematoda, Strigeidida, Schistosomatidae.